Molecule: messenger RNA, 1128 nt
Organism: Umbelopsis ramanniana AG
Lineage: Eukaryota; Fungi; Mucoromycota; Umbelopsidomycetes; Umbelopsidales; Umbelopsidaceae
Exons: 4
Coding region: 1-1128 (375 amino acids)
Molecular function (GO): catalytic activity
Source: RefSeq, a predicted model, not a curated record
AUGUCUCUCCCACUCGAAGGAAUAAAGGUCAUAGAGCUCUCUGGGCUUGCUCCUGCUCCAUUCGCUGGAAUGAUAUUGGCAGACUACGGCGCAACGGUUAUUCGUGUAGAUAGACCUGUCAAUUUCAAUCCGGAUGUACUAGCUCGCCACAAACGAUCUAUUGCUUUGGAUCUCAAACAGCCAAAGGCAAUCGAAACCCUUAGACGUAUUCUUAAAGAAUCUGACGUAUUGCUAGACCCAUAUCGACCUGGUGUCUUGGAAGCUUUAGGUCUCGGUCCGGACGUUUUGCUUAAGGACAAUCCACGAUUGAUCAUUGCACGUUUGAGCGGAUAUGGUCAAACUGGGGCAUGGAGCAAAAUUGCAGGCCACGAUGUCAAUUAUUUAGCAGUAUCGGGAGUUCUUUCGCUUAUAGGCAGACAUGGGGAAAAUCCAUUUUUCCCUGUUAAUAUUCUUGGAGACUUCGCAGGUGGUGGUUUAAUGUGCGUCACUGGUAUUCUCAUGGCUGUCAUUGAACGGAAUCGGUCUGGCAAAGGUCAAAUCAUUGAUGCAAAUUUAACUGAUGGAGCAGGUUAUCUCGCUUCCUUCCCAUAUUAUAUGCGGAAGAAUGGUUUCUCCUGGACUGAAGAGCGGGGUAAAAAUAUGCUGGAUGGUGGAGCCCCAUUUUAUGAGGUGUAUAGAACAAAGGAUAACAAAUUCAUGGCCGUAGGAGCCAUUGAACCUCAGUUCUACAAGGCUUUCCUCAAAGGUCUCGGUUUAACUGAAUCUUCCUUGCCUCCUCAAAUGGACGCAGACCAUUGGGAAGACACUAAGAAGAAGUUUACUACGUUGUUUGGCUCAAAGACUCAGUCGGAAUGGACGCAAAUAUAUCAAAAUACCGAUGCAUGCGUGACACCUAUUUUGGACUUUAACGUGGAAGACAACAACGAGAAAGGGUUUGCCGCUAAUCCCAAGCCCGCUCCUUUAUUGUCAAGAACUCCAGCAAAGGACUCUUCCAAGGAGUCUGGCAUUCUGGAACCCGGUUUACAUUCUGCUGCCGUUCUCAAGGAAUUUGGUCUCACUAACCAAGAAAUCCAAGAGCUCAUCAAACGACGUGUCGUUAAGUCAAACGAUAUCAAAUCUUCGCUUUAA